CUGUUUCUUGUUCUUCUUUCAUUUGUUGCUUUUGUUCAUUUCUUCUUUUCUUGCCUAUAAAAUUGAAUUAAUCUGUCGAUUAACUGUUUCUAUUGUUCUAAUCUUGUCUUCUACCAAUCCGAUUCUGUUUCUUUUUGGUGGAUCUUGUUUGUCUCUGCUGUUCGGGGAUUUUCGAGUUUCUUGUUGCUAUCUGUUGCAUGAUUUUUCUUUCUUGGAGUGCUUAAAGAGGAUGGGUAGAGGUCGGGGAAAAGGAAGGAAGUUGACCAUGACGAAUCACGAUGAUGCUGGAAGCGGUGAGGAAGAGAAGAUCCCUGCACAAAAGCGAAGGGGAAGGCCACAGAAGCCAUUGAAGGACGAGAUGGAUGAGGAGGAAGCCGAAAAGAUAGAAGACGAUGACAGCGAGAACGUGAAAGGCUGUGACAUUGUGAGCAAGGAGAUGAAAGGCCCACCUGCAGCAGAGAAUGGGAAAAGGAGGAGAAGAAGCUCACAAGUGAAAGAAAAGCUCGAUCCGGUCAAAGACGAAAAUGGGGACGGAACACGGUCGAGCACUGAUGAAUCAACGAGAUCAAAUGGAUUUCGUCACAACGGAAGCAGGCGAAAAAGCAAGCCCCAUCGAGCUGCUGAAGCGGGCGUGAACUGCAGGUAAAACAACCUUGGAAGAAUUUGGUUUUCUUAGUGAAUGAGGCAUAGUGAUGUUCUUCUAGAUUACGAUAUUUCCUGCCUUUUCUUAUCUCUAAAGAACUGUUGAAUUCAGUAUCAUCCACUGUGCUUGUUUUAUUAUUCUUUCUCUUCACCAUAUGUUCUUAACAUUACAACAGAAUGUUCUAACUAAGAAUGAAGUGGAUCAACAUUCUUUACAAUGAUA
This is a messenger RNA of Cucurbita maxima (winter squash), 865 nucleotides long. RefSeq lists its product as uncharacterized. The coding region runs from base 230 to 646 and encodes 138 amino acids. Lineage: Eukaryota; Viridiplantae; Streptophyta; Magnoliopsida; Cucurbitales; Cucurbitaceae. The transcript has 2 exons. The record is from RefSeq and is a predicted model, not a curated record.